AUGGAGUUUUUUGUUUGGCUAACAUCUGCUCCCAACCAGCCACGGUUCUCCCAACUACCACCAGAGCUGCGGCUCAAGAUUUGGGAAUACAGCCUGCCUGCACCGCGCAUCGUUUCUGUGCGCUGCGGUGCCAAGACACCAUUGCCCUCGCCGUCUUCGUCCUCGCCGUCCUCAUCGUCCCUGUCACCAAGACGGCGCGGCCACGCAUUGGAUGAUUGCACUGCCUGCAGUCCCGCUUGCUCGUCCCCCGCGUCGUCGUCAUCAUCGCCAUCCCCGUUGCGCUUAACCUCCCCGUUGCAAUCACCUUCGCCGUCACCGCCACCACCACCGCCGCCACCGCCACAGUCUGUACCGCCACCUCCGUCCACAACCUCCUCCCCGCCCUGCUGGUGCACCUCCCCGGCGCCGCUCCCGCCAAACCUUCAUGUGUGCCACGAGUCCCGCGUCGAAGCCUUGCGCCGCUAUGCCCGCAUGUUUGGCAUCGCCCGCCAACCGGGACACGUCUACUUCGACCCUGAGCGCGACAUCUUGUACUUUGGCCCCCGCGACGGCUACAUGGCCGCCGAGGCGCAGUUGCGCACACUGCUUGUGCUGGCAGAUCCAGAGGAGCUGACACUGGUGGAGCGGGUCGCCCUGAGUGAGGGGAUUCUGGACCGGCAAAGAUUGCCCUCUUCGUCCGCUUUGACCGCGUCGUCCUUGUCGCCUUUGUCGUCAUCGACGUCGCCAGCGUCGACCAACCUCGCAGUCGAUGUGCUGCACCAGCUGCGCACACGGCUGCCGAAUUUGCGCGAGCUCUUUGUGGUGCCACUCGAGGAGAAUCUGGUGGGGCGUGUCGGUGCCACGGUGGUGGAGGCGGAAUCCGCUACAACCGACCCCAACGCCGGCACGGAACGUCCGGCCGCCGCGGCCACGAGCCACCUGGCCCUCCACAUGCGCACUGCCCUGCGCCGUGUCUGCGCCGCCGCACCGGACUGGACGCCGCCACGGUGGCGCAUCUUGGUGACCGACAGCAGUGACAACGCGCAGUCGCGGCGUGCAGUUGGACGGCAAGGCAUGCUGCGAGCCGAAAACGUCAAGCCAGUCUCCCGACAAGCAGCAAAAGCUGGCCAAGCACAAGGCUCUGUCGACGGUGAUGUGCUGCCAGAACAGAAGCAGCAGUAG
Molecule: messenger RNA, 1161 nt
Organism: Sporothrix schenckii 1099-18
Lineage: Eukaryota; Fungi; Ascomycota; Sordariomycetes; Ophiostomatales; Ophiostomataceae
Exons: 1
Coding region: 1-1161 (386 amino acids)
Source: RefSeq, a predicted model, not a curated record